Protobothrops mucrosquamatus (brown spotted pit viper) is the source of this 1082-nucleotide messenger RNA. It is a transcript of the gene MTX1, whose product is annotated as metaxin 1. NCBI's taxonomy places the organism in Eukaryota, Metazoa, Chordata, Lepidosauria, Squamata, Viperidae. The record is from RefSeq and is a predicted model, not a curated record. Gene Ontology annotation, cellular component: SAM complex. The transcript has 7 exons. Gene Ontology annotation, biological process: mitochondrion organization. Bases 22 to 936 code for a protein of 304 amino acids.
GGUUAGCAGAGGCGUGCAAAGAUGGCAGCGCCCAUGGAGUUGUAUUGCUGGGCCGGCGGGUGGGGGCUGCCCACCGUGGACCCCGAUUGCCUGGCCGUUUUGACGUACGCUCGUUUCACAGGGGCGCCCCUCAAAGUUCACAAAAUCACCAACCCAUGGAGAAGCCCCUCAGGAUCACUCCCGGCCCUCAAGACGUCCAACGGGGUUUUUUCCGAUACGCAGGAAAUCAUCACCCAUUUUAGGAAGCAGCAAUUUAAUGCAGAUUACGACCUCUCUGCCUUGCAAGCAGCCGACACUCUAGCCUUCCUCUCUCUGGUGCACCGGAAACUCCUGCCAAUGCUGAUCCAUACCUUCUGGGUGGACGCGAAGAAUUACGUGGAGCACACGCGGAAGUGGUACGCGGAGGCGAUUCCGUUCCCUCUCAACUUCUUCCUGCCCAGCCGGAUGCAGAAACGGAAACUGGAGCAUUUGCAGACCGUCUGCGGCGAAAGCUGGCAGGACGACGAAGAGCAGCUGGAGAAACAGGUGAGGAAGGACGUCCGAGGCAGACCUGCCUCCCUGGACGCCUCGGUGUUUAGCCUUUUGGCCGGCCUGCUUCACGCCAAACUUCCCAACGGGAAAUUCCAGCAGCACCUCAAAUCGCUCCCAAACCUGUGCAACUUCUGCACCUCUAUUUUGAGCCUUUAUUUUCCGUGGGACGGAGGGGAUCCCCCACCCAUCGUUCCCAAAUUGGCCUCCGGCGACGGCAGCGACGGCGAAGAAGAGACGCACAAGCGACGCAACCAGUUCCUCUCAGUCCUGGUGGCGCUGGUGGCUAUGGUGGGCUACGCCUUCCUGACCGGCAUUGUGUCCAUCCAGAAGGAGAGCCCACACCAGGCCGGUCCCCACGCCAUCACCCUGGACGAGGUGGAGGAGGAGGAGGAGGAAGAAGAGUAAGGGAUGCGGCAGGACCGGCUUCCAGCAGACUUUUAUCUUUUUUAUUCUAGAGCCCAGUUGGAUCCGGUCUCGCUGUUGCGACAAACUUUUUUUAAACCAUCAUUCCAAGGAAAGCCCAACCGGGGCCAAUAAAUUGGAGCAAGCUG